UAUCUGUUUAUAUCUGUUUAUAGUGGUUGAAAAUUAGGGAGGGAAAGUUAGUGUUAAAUCGCCGGCGUCAGCCUCAUUCUUAAAUCUUCUUUUUAUGUAGGAUUUGUGUCAUUUUGUUAGGAUUAAAAGCUUGAGUUUCUAAUUUUGGUCCAAAAAUUUAGUUAGUCACGGAUGGGAUCCCAAAGGAUCACGGAUUCAUUCAAAACAUUCACGGGCUCCCCUUCUUCCCACACUAUUAUUAUUAUUUGAUACUCCAAUCCAGAGCAGCCCUACAUAUGCGACAACACUACCCAGCUGGAAAUGACAUCCACCUUCAACUUAAUUAAUUUAUUAAUUCCAUCAUGUUACACAAACUCAAAUUAUCUAUUUCAUUUUAAGAGCCUGCAAAAACAAUAAUUUAUAAUGCAAUGAAAUGGUUUUAUUUGAUGUAAAAGAAAAUAGAACUAUAUGCACAUAUUAUAAAACCAAAUGACAAUAUUUCUAAAAAAAACCCUUAUAUGUGUAAUAAGUAAAUACCAAGAAAAAGGCUAAGAAGAGUUAAAACUGUGAUUGGGGAGAAAGUAGGCUGAGCAGCACAUAACCACCUAAAAUAGCUUUCAAGUAUAACAAGGUUGGGAGGUUGUUCCAAUUUUAAUUUAUGCAACUUUUACUGUCCCGGACUGGCACGUGAAUAUAAAGUGAUCCAUCCUCGUCACAUGUGAAUAUAUAUAUAUAUAUAUAUAUAUAUAUGGGGGUGUGUGUGUAUGCCCUGGAACAGUUACAGUUUCGAUCCAUCCAUCUUUUUCUCUUCUUCCCAGCAGAAAUAAUAAUAGCACUAAUCAUGGAGUCCAAACAUGGGAGUUGGAGACUCUCAUUAAUGUUGCUUCUGGUUAUGCUUGGGUUGGCAAAAGCUGAUAUCAAUCAAGACAAAACAGAAUGUAGUAAUGAGCUAGUAGGGCUGGCUCCAUGUCUCCCUUAUGUUGGUGGAGACGCAAAAACCCCUACCAUAGAUUGUUGCAGUGGGCUGAAACAGGUGCUGGAUAAGAGCCGGAAAUGCCUGUGUGUACUGCUUAAAGAUAGAGAUGACCCCAGCCUUGGCCUCAACAUCAACGCUACUCUCGCGGCAACACUUCCUACCACUUGUCGUGCCCCUGUCAACAUGACCGACUGCAUCUCUCUUCUGCACUUGACUCCCGAUUCCCAGGAAGCUAAGUUAUUUCAAGGAUAUCAGAAGCUGACACACACUGGCAACUCCAACUCCACUACCACUGCUGCUGCUGCUGCAGACAAGAGUGAUGGAGGAAAGGAAAAGAGGUGGCUGGGAGUAGAGAUAGCGUUCGGAGUUUCACUAUGGAUUUUCACCAUAAACCGGAACCUUGGUGUGUGAUUGAUUUCUUCUAUAAACAGUGAUCCAGUUUUUAUGUGUCGUACAUUCUCUUUCAUUCACUUGUCUUGCUUUGCCCAACAAUUCCUGGCUAGAUGUAGAUCACAUGUGGACUAAAGCUUUUUAUUUCUUACCUCCCAUCAUCAAAACAAAACAACAUAUGUCUUGCCUUCA
Gossypium raimondii (Peruvian cotton) is the source of this 1537-nucleotide messenger RNA. Its product is annotated as non-specific lipid transfer protein GPI-anchored 6. Gene Ontology annotation, molecular function: lipid binding. The record is from RefSeq and is a predicted model, not a curated record. Lineage: Eukaryota; Viridiplantae; Streptophyta; Magnoliopsida; Malvales; Malvaceae. The coding region runs from base 728 to 1366 and encodes 212 amino acids. Gene Ontology annotation, biological process: lipid transport. The transcript has 3 exons.